ACUACCGAAUUCCCUCUCAAUCGCCCUCUCCCGACCUUCAAACAUCCUCUCUGAAAACAAAAUCAGGAUGUGGUUUACGAGGUCAGGUCGGUCAAUAUUUCCUCUCCUGCCGCCGUACGGAGCGCACGAUCCCAACAACCAAGGCCGCGCGACGACACUCCACCCAGAUGACAUUACACCUUACCUAGGCCUACGUGCUCGUCUCUCGCAAGUAUGGGUCAACCGGUGGACUAUCCUGAUACUACUCGUCCUGGUCAGGGCUUUGUUAGCUACCACGAGUAUAAAUUCGGAGAUGGCGUCGGCCAAACGCGAAGCCUUGUCUGCAUGUACAGCCGUCGAAGCCAUGGGCAGUGCCAUGGCUUCCAUGCCUCACUACCUAGCUGCAGGCGUCAACGAACUGGUAGCGUCAGGCAUUGAUGAUGUGGUGGAUGGGUUCGAGUCGGUACUCACUCUGACCGUCACCGGGGUCGAAGAAAUUGUGAUCUACAUCCUCAAAGUCAUGUACCAGACCUACCUCUGUCUCAUCACGCUGGCUGUGCGAGGCGCCGUCGAUGUCGCAGUGGAUUUACUGGAAGAUGCCGUGAGCGUGAUAAAUUCCACCAUUUCUGCCAUCGGGGAUGACAUCAACAGCGCCGCCGAGACGUUUGAGGAUGCCUUGGACGAAGUCAAGACUAUCGUCGCGAAAGUUGGAAUCGAUAUUCCCACUCUAGACUUGACGAAGUAUACCGAAAAACUAACAAAUAUCUCACUACCCUCCUCCAUAGACGAUGAUCUUGAAAAAUUAAACAGCUCCAUUCCGAGCUUUGCAGAGGUCAAGAAUCUGACAGAAACCGUGAUCGAAACGCCAUUCGAGGAAGUGAAGAAGCUGAUCAAGUCAUCUCUGGGCACCUACUCCUUUGACAGCUCGGCCCUCCCGGUGCCUGCAAAGAAAGCGCUGACGUUUUGCAAUGACAACGACGGGAUUGACGAAUUCUUUCAAGAGGUUGGAGACGUGGUUGUUCUCGCUCGAAAGAUUUUCAUCAUCGUCCUCGUCAUCGCAGCAGUACUUGCCUGCAUUCCAUCAGCCUGGCAAGAGAUUCGUCGGUGGCGACACAUGAAGGAACGCUCUCGACUCGUCCGCAAAGAAGCACACGACCCCAUGGAUGUGGUCUACAUUGUUUCUCGCCCUUAUACCGCCGCUGCCGGCAUCAAAGCAGCCAGCCAUUUCAGCAACAGUCGCAGACAGAUUCUCGUCCGCUGGGUGGUUGCAUACGCGACGUCUAUCCCGGCUUUGUUCGUGCUCGGAAUUGGAGUAGCAGGGCUAUUCGCCUGUCUCUGUCAAUACAUUCUGCUUCGAAGUGUCGAAAGGGCUGUUCCUGAGCUGACCGCGGAGGUGACAGCAUUCGCCGAUAAGGUCGUCGCCGCUCUGAACAACGCCUCGGCGGAAUGGACCACGGAAGCCAAUACGGUCAUUGAGCAGACGAACACCAAUAUAAACGAUGACCUCUUCAGCUGGGUAAAUAUCAGCACGCUGGCGCUUAAUGACACGCUCAAUGCUUUUGUCGACGAUACCGUCAGCUUGCUCAAUGAGACCUUCGGCAACACGGUGCUCAAAGAUGCCAUCUUGGAUGUUUUUGAAUGCGUCGUCGGCCUCAAGGUCGAGGGCAUCGAGAAAGCACUCACUUGGGUCAAUGAGCACGCGAAAAUAGACUUCCCUACCUUGCCGAACAAUACCUUUUCUCUUGGCGCGGCUGCCAGCAUCGGCAACUCCUCUGACAGCUUCCUUUCCACCGCGGGUGACACGACUUCGAACGAGAUUAGUGAAGUGGUCGUCCGCGUUGUCGACGAGAUCAAAGAGGGGAUUCGCACUGAGACCAUGAUCUCCAUGGUUUUAGUCCUUAUUUGGGUCCUCAUCGCGUGCAUCGGCAUCCUCCGCGCACUAACACUCUUCUGGGGCCGUGAGAAAAACCGUGGCGACGGAGGCGGGAUGCCGUUCCCUGCCUCCGUGACGCAUCACAACAAUCACAAUCAUAGCACCAACGUUGCCACCGACGUCGAGAACCCGUUUGACGACGUGCAUCUUGCUACUCUCUCGAACGAUCGGUCUCAGCCUGCCCCUCGGUACGAGUUCGCCAAGGCCCAAUCUGGGCCCUCGGGGGCUGCAGUGUCCGACGAACAAACGUAUCAGGACGAGAAGCUCGGAUUCGCAGGCCAGAGGUCAUUAAAGGUUGACGGCGGACUGUCGGCUCUACGGGGAAGUAGUUAUGUCGAGUAUGAUUCAGGAAAGCACUGAUUGAGCAUCAUCACCUUCUUUUCGAGGCCUCUCCUAAUAUUGCAUUG
This is a messenger RNA of Penicilliopsis zonata CBS 506.65, 2319 nucleotides long. RefSeq lists its product as hypothetical. The record is from RefSeq and is a predicted model, not a curated record. The coding region runs from base 68 to 2272 and encodes 734 amino acids. The transcript has a single exon. Gene Ontology annotation, cellular component: mating projection tip. Lineage: Eukaryota; Fungi; Ascomycota; Eurotiomycetes; Eurotiales; Aspergillaceae.